Molecule: messenger RNA, 567 nt
Organism: Pseudogymnoascus destructans
Lineage: Eukaryota; Fungi; Ascomycota; Leotiomycetes; Thelebolales; Thelebolaceae
Exons: 1
Coding region: 1-567 (188 amino acids)
Source: RefSeq, a predicted model, not a curated record
AUGGCACAGCUGAUCCAAGAGGCAGUGGUCCGUCCGGCUCCCCCGCUUCCCCCGAACUCAAAGGCCAAUUAUUUCAGAUCAGCAGUAUCUGUAAGGACGAAGAAGUUAGAACCGGCGACGCAAUCAGUUUCCGCCCCCAAAGGCGCCGAGUCUCCAUUUGAACCAUGCCCCUUCUUCUUCUAUGGCUCCCUCAUGGAUCCCGAAGUGCUACAGCCUAUUCUUGAACUUCCAGAGGCGCCGAUUGUUGAAAGCGGAUCCGUUUGCGGGUUUUUUAUAAAAAUGUGGGGUAUAUAUCCAGCACUUAUACCACACGAAGGCGGGAGGGUUUCGGGGUCAAUGUGGAGAGUCACCACCGAAUCACAUUAUCUCCGGUUGAAGGAGUAUGAGACAUCCGCCUAUACUUGGUGUGCUUGCGAUAUUGAACUGAACAGCGGAGAGGUUUUGAGCCGCUGUAGAACCUUAUGCUGGGCAGGAGAUUCUGAUAGGAAAGAGCUCGAGGAGGGAACCUUUGAUCUUCAGCGCUACCAGAGGUAUUUUAAAGCCUCUGUUGGUCGAAAAUCUCCGUAG